GGACCUAGACAUAAUUAAAUGUUAGUAAUUUAAUAGGAUAUAUAUGGUACCUACCAGAAUUUGUCCAAAAUAAACUCGUUAUAGUUGAGAACGUUUUGCAACUGUUUGGACUAAUGAUUGCAUCACAGAUAACUAAGUUUUCUCUUUGAUCUGUGUUUUGUUUAAAAAUAUCGCGUUGUAGAGGUGACAUUAAUACAGAUCUAGGAUCAGUGCAUUGAGGAUCCGUGUUACAAUAUUAACCGUAAAACUGAUCUUAAAUCAGCAUACCGAGGCAUCAUCUGACCAGGUCUAAGAACGAUGCAGCAGAAUGGCUUGUGAAGUGGGCAUGUCACCCUCAAAGUCCAAUCGGAGGCGUUUAUAUUGCAGAGUGGCCGCUUGGAACAGUCCUGUCCAGUUUGUCGGUAACCGAAUAGCACAUUUUGUAAUGCAGAAUAACAGAAAAUAAAAGCGUCUGGGUACAUUUGUGCUAUUUUUACCUGUUGGAUUUUGUUCAUGCUGUCUUUCUUGGACGCUGUGUGCACAUUGUGCAGGUCUGAAGAGGCAUUUAUUUGAAGUCUGGUAUGGGUCUGUAAGAGGCAUCAUGAGUAGGGAGCCAGACGCUUUGGCUGUGGUGAACCAGUUGAGGGAUCUUGCUGCAGAUCCUAUGAACAGAAGAGCUAUUGUUCAAGACCAAGGUUGCUUACCGGGACUCAUCCUUUUUCUGGACCAUCCCAAUCCCCAGGUUGUCUACUCAGCACUCCUGGCUGUGCGCUACCUUGCAGAAUGUCAAAACAGGGAGAAAAUGAAGGGAGAGCUGGGGAUGAUGUUAAGUCUUCAGAAUGUCAUGCAAAAGACAACCACCCCAGGAGAGACUAAGCUGCUGGCCUCAGAAAUCUAUGAACUCCUCCAGGCUUCUAAUGAGCCGGAGGAGCCUUUGUGAAGAGUCCUUGUUGAAGAUCCGAGGCGUCAUCAGCUUUACAUUCCAGAUGGGCGUUAAGAGGUGCAUUGUCAGAAUCCGCUCAGACCUGAAGGCAGAGGUAAUCAUCCCAUUCCCGGAGGAUGGUUCGGUAGCGGUGGAGCAGAAUGUGGAUCUUCCAGAGGAGGAGAGCCCGUCCCAGGAGCCAGACAAGGCUGUGACCUGCGUGGGCACAGGGCAGGAUGGAGCAGGCUGGCUAGGCACUGCAGCUAACUUCCUGUCCCGCCCGUUCUACUGGUGACACUCCCAGACCACCCACACCUGUUCAGAUACAGAAUCAGCCAAAGAGCUGGACUGCCAAAGGCCAUGUGUAACAACAAACUAUUCCAAUGCGUACAGUACACACAUGCACCCACAAUCCCACACCCACCUUGCACUAUACAGAAUCACCAAGCCAUUAAGAGAGAGGACUGGCUUCUGGAAUGGACUCUUAUUUCUUAUCUUUAGGGUUCUGAUUCAGAGCUAGACUAUUCUUUCUGCACAUGUAAAUGUUUUGGAAACCAAAUUGUCUUGUGAGGAGCAUUAUUGUGGCAGCAUUAGGACUUGAUCCAUCAGAAAGGGUCCAAACUUUGCCACAAAAUUAAUUUCCUGUAGUUGGAGCACUUUAAGGAUCUGAAAGCGUGUUUGCAAUAAGUGUCUUUUUCUCUGACUUUUUAGACCAAGAACUGACCCAUCCUCCCCUUUUUUGGCAAUGGGUGUUCCAGAAUAUGCAGUAAUCAACGUGUGUUCAGUUAUCGUGCUUUUCGUUUCAUUCUGUUUACAUGGAGACCCUUGUGACUGACUGUCAGCUUUAGUUCUAAAAUGUAUUCUGCCUGUAAGGCUCCCUCCUUUGAUAUAUUCCAAAGGUUACUGAUGUAGACACUGGAUAAACUCCAAUCUAGGUACUCUUCAAUUCCAAUGCCUACAGAAAUCAUUAAUGGAAUCUGUCGUGAGAUAUGAGAAAUGUUUACAGGACUGGGUGGCUGGUUGGAGACGGUUUCCUCUCCAGAAACAGCAUGGAGAUUUUACACAGUCUGAACACUGUGGUGUCAUGCAUUAUUAGCUUGUUUUAUGUUAAGUAUUACUCAUUCAAAGGACAAUAUUAGAAUAUCUUUCCUAAGGAAGUGCAUUGUUCCUCUAUCAAGGACAGCCUCUGCCAUUUCCCCAAUGUCUUGCAUGAUUUAACACAGUUAAAAAUAAUACAAGGCUAAACGUAAUCUCUCGUGGACAGACUACAUAAAUGGUUAAGCAUCUGACCAAAUUACGUGAGAUUUAAGUUCUUGUUUAACCAAGAUUAGGCUAAGCCUAACAUUAAUAAUCUCUGAAUAUAUGUUGAUGGAAACAAACAUUGUUAGAUUUCAUUGGAGAUGGAUUGGCCAGCAGUGUCCAUAAACCUGUGGUUAAAGGGAGCUGAAGUGGGUGCUGCCUUUGUUUAGGGUUAUCUGUAAGUUUAGAAUUCUGAAUAUUUUGGCUGGUUCAGUCAAUAUAGUGGAUCAAUUGCCCAGCCUCUGAAAUAGCUAUGCUAUCAGCGCAUGUUAGUGUAUGCAUGGGAAAUGUUUGUGCUGAGCUUAUUACUGUUCAAAGUAAAUCUCAGCAUAAGAAGUAUUCAGUUUGGACCACCUAUUUUACAGGUAACAACCUCUCAGUGGGAGAACUUUCAGAAGAGGUUAUCUUUUGAAAGUGUUUCUUGAAAGUCAAUAUCUGUCUGUGGAGGGGAAAAAAAUCCUUGUAUAGAAUUGUCAAGAAAUGUCCUGUUGUCCACUCAUGUAUUUGUGUUGUUUUGUCCUAUAAAGACUCCCAUCUCGUACAAUCACACCUGACCGGAUUGUGUUCAUCAUGCCAGGGCAGCAUGCAUCUUAUUUGCGAAUACUGUAUAGUUCACACUCAUCAAUACUGUGGAUUGGUUGCCAAUGAAGUCAUUCAAAAAGAAAUAUGUAAAUAUCUUUGUCUUGUCAUUGACAUGCUUUUUGUUCAGAAACCAUUAUUAGGUCAACUAUCAUGAUUUAAGUCAGCCUUUUGUUUGUCAGCUUUAUUUGACUCAGGUGACAUUUCUUAUCACAUAAUCCACAGACUAAUCACUUAUGUAUUUUAAAUUAAAUAUUUCCUUUCCCUCCUGACUAUUAAAGGGCAAUUCCACCACUUUUCAACCUCAUUUUCAUUAUCUCCAGCACAAUACCAGUGUCUACCGGCAAUAAAAUACCCUCCCUCUGGCUAGAAACUCAUUGCAGAUUUUGAAAAUCACUUUUUAAAAAAACUUUUUAUCCUACACUGAUGUCACAAAGAAGCAUUUUAUAGGACCUUGUCUUUUUAACCACAGAUAAUAGAAACACUGUUUUCAGAUGGUUUGGUGCUGGAGAUAAUGAAUGAGGUUGAAAAGUGAAUUGCUCUUUAACAUUACAACCUAUUUAUGCUUGAGUUGUGUUUCUUUCCACCAAUACAGAAUGAACACCUAUCGCACAGGAAUGUUAUGUACAGUAUGUGUAUGCAUCACAGGUAUGUUUGCUGCCUGUCAGUUUGUCUGUAGUGUUGUGGGCCAUUGUGUUUUUGAUGCGAGUUAUGAUUCCUAAGCGUUACCUCAAAUAUUAAAAAUCAAUAUAUGAAAUAUGUAAUUGUUCAUUUUAUUGACACUGAUGGGAUAGGGUACUGCCUCAAAUGGAGGACAUGACAGUUUUUUCAACAUAAUAAACGAUGAAAGAUGUUGACCAUG
Messenger RNA from Salmo salar (Atlantic salmon), 3641 nucleotides. Its product is annotated as armadillo repeat-containing protein 1. The record is from RefSeq and is a predicted model, not a curated record. Lineage: Eukaryota; Metazoa; Chordata; Actinopteri; Salmoniformes; Salmonidae. Gene Ontology annotation, molecular function: protein binding.